Messenger RNA from Boeremia exigua, 3195 nucleotides. RefSeq lists its product as uncharacterized. Lineage: Eukaryota; Fungi; Ascomycota; Dothideomycetes; Pleosporales; Didymellaceae. The transcript has 4 exons. The record is from RefSeq and is a predicted model, not a curated record. Bases 75 to 2996 code for a protein of 973 amino acids.
CGCGCCGGCCACAUCAACGCGCACAACAGACGAACCCAUGCCACCCCGCGGGCCCUAGUCCACUCUCUGCUCCAAUGCACCCGGCCGCGUCUCGUAUCGCCGAACAUGUCGCCAAGCACCACCUGCUGCUCGCUCCGCUGCUGUUCACCGUCCUCGGCGCUGUCGCAAGCGUCAACAGCCCCGUCCAGCACUCGCUGCUCGUGACCUCGGCCUCGUGGGCCAUUCUGUGGAUUCCGCUGGUGUGCAGGGUCGGGCUGUAUUCGAACAAUGGGGGGCGCAAGAAGAGCACCAGCUGGCUGGCUGGCGCAUUCCUGGCCCUGGCACACAUAUGCGACAGAGCGGCCUGCGACAAGGACGGCAUAAGGGCGACCAAGUGGCUGCUGCCCCUCUUUGCAGUAUUCAUAUCUGAGAAUGAACUCCUUUCAAGACACCUUGCCUUGCCCACGCACGCCCGCAGCGACUCGACCGACUCAAUCGAGAAGCCCUCGAGCAAGAGGCCGGCCGACCUGAUGGUCACGCUCACGAUCGCCGCCAGCGCCGCCCUGGGUAUCUACGUCACGGCAACAACGUCUGCUCUGGGGAUCAGCAGCGCCAUCUUCGCAGCAUCUGGUCUGGUCUUGUUUGAGAUCGCCGUGCGCGGUCCAAAGGACGACGAGAGCGGCACGCGAGGACUCAUGUCCGCGGAUGGAUCCUUUGCACGGCGCGGCUCGGUGGGCAGCCAGCGCAAAGCCCAGGAACUCGCGACCCUGCGCGACGUCGCCGCUGUCAUGGCCGUCGUGUGCGGUAUUGCCGUGUACAUGAUUGAGCCGUCUGUUACUCCGGGCGCCGCCACCUGGGAACCCAUGUACCGGGAGUUUGAUCGUGACUGGAAGACAGUGCAUGACUAUAGGACUGUCCGCCAGGUUUUCUUCAUGAUCAUUAUCAAUGUUGCAUUGAAUCUCUUUUCAUUUCUAAUUCUUUUACGACAAGGCGCAGUUCCCGUGUCCCUAUGGGCCCUCUUCUCCUGCAUUUGCGCGCAGCUAAAGUUUCAAACUAGCUUUUCAGGCAUCUGGUUCACUAUAUUCUACGGCAUUUCAGCCCUCCUGUACCUUUACGGCUCAUCGUCUUCGAACUCCUUUGUCGAGGUUCGAACUUCAAUCAGCAUUAGACGCAUCUUGUUUGGAAUUACGGCCUUCUCAGCCUGCGUGCUGCUGGUUCGACACGCAGCAGGAGCGCAGGAGUACAAGUUCACCCCCAAAGUCCCCUCUGAGUUUGAGGUACAGUCUUCAGCGACUCCACUCGGUUCGAUCCCAGUCGACCUCAACCGCGGACACCCAGCGGCCCAACUAAUCAACGACGCCGAAACAAAAUUCCACCAGACUCUCCAAAGGCAGUCCAAGUCUCUGGAGCAGGCCGUCCGCGAGUAUCGGCGCAGAAAUGGCAUCGCACCUCCUCCCCACUUCGACAAGUGGUUUGAGUUUGCACAGCGCCGCAAUGUCAUCAUGAUCGACGAGUUCGACACGAUCAAUAAGAUGUUGUUACCGUUCUGGGCGCUCAAGCCUGAAACAAUUCGCUCGCGCAUAAAGAAUGCUGUCGGUCACGAAGACAGUGCUUUGGUUGCUGUGGCUAUUCGAAACGGCGAAGUGGUGUCCAUCGGCAAUGGCGACGAGUGGCAACAACAAGCAACGACUGGCAUGAUGAAGGACUUUGUUGCGUAUCUUCCAGACAUGGAUCUUGGGUUCAACAUCCACGAUGAGCCGCGCGUCGUCGUGCCCAACGACCUGCUGUCUUCAAUGAUCGCCAAAGCGCAAGACGAGGUUCUGCCUCGCGCUGCGCAGCACACGUCUCCCCGCAACGACUUUUCGAAGCGGCCAAAGGAUUUGAACGAUGGCAAGCGUUUUGAUGAAGUCAGCACCACCAAGUUCAACCGCUUCGCCCAUCAGCAAACAUGGACACACUCUCGACUCUCGUGCCCCGCAAGCAGCCAGGCGCAGACGUUUGAGGAUUUUGCCGCCGACAACUUGACCUCAUACGCUGCAGGACCGCUGAACUACGUUUACAAUGCAACAGCAUUCUCAGACAUAUGUAACUCGCCAUCCUUCUCGUCGAGUUUCGGCUUCUUCGAGCGCCCGAACGCAUUCAGUAUCAUCCACGAACUCACCCCCAUCUUUUCGCAGUCAAAGAUCUCCAGCUUCCAAGAUAUCCUCUACCCCAGCCCUUGGUACUGGUUCGGCAAGGUAGGUUAUGACAACAACCACGACACGACCUGGGAAAACAAGACAAACAGCCUCUACUGGCGCGGCUCCACAACCGGCGGCUUCAGCCGCAACGGCGGAUGGCGACGACAGCACCGCCAGCACGUGGUCCAGCGCCUCAACGCCCCCGAGAAAGCGCAGAUCCUCAUCGGCCCCGAGACCGAGCCCGAGGCCCCCUACACCGUGAAGGAAAUCGACCGCCGUGCGCUGCACCACCUCGUCGACGUCAAGUUCAGCCACGUCGGCCAGUGCGACCCGGGCGACUGCGACGCGCAAAAGGAGUUCUUCGACGUCGUCGAGCGCGUCGACGGCCAGGACGCCUGGUACCACAAGCACCUGCUCGACAUGGACGGCAACGCCUUCUCCGGCCGCUUCUACAGCUUCCUCAAGAGCCGCAGCCUGACGUACAAGAUGAGCGUGUUCCGCGAGUGGCACGCCGAGUGGCUGCGCCCGUGGGUGCACUACAUCCCCGUCAGUCUCAAGGGCGACGAGCACCUCGAUCUCGUGCGCUGGUUCAGCGGCGACCGCACCGAUGUCAGUGAGGUCGGCGGGCGCGGGAAGGACAAGAAGGCGGAUAAGAGCGGCAACGGGGAGAGCGCGGGCGAGCGCAAGGCCAGGGAGAUUGCGCAGCGGAGUACCGAGUGGCACGACAAGGUGCUGCGGAAUGCGGAUUUCGAGACGUGGUUCUUCAGGCUGCUGCUAGAAUACGGGAGAGUCGUAGAUGACGAGCGCGAGGAGAUAGGAUACCCAGGGCCGUUAUAGAUAGACAUUUAGAGGUCGAAUAUCCAAGAGCAUGUUUUGUGUCGUGUCUGGGUGCAGUACGCAACGAUGUUCCUCGCAGCGAAAAGAGCACCGCACCCGGCGAACCUAAGGAUGUAGUUGUCACCCUGCCUCACUUGUCGCCAAAGAAGGGUAUGAUGCUCGCGUUUGCAUUGCGCUUCGCAUGUAACGCCCUUGACCA